GCACAGAAAAGGAGAAACAGCAAGCCCAGGGUGCUUAGAAAAAGCAUUUCCAUUCCAAGCUAGGCCUAUGUGAUUAAAUUCUUACCCAUGUUUUCUGUAAGAACCAUCAUGCAAACAAGGGAUUACACAUUAUUUAACAGCACAGAUAUGGCAAACAGUUUUGAGAACAUAAUAUGUUGGGACCACUGGACGAACCAAUUAUUUUGAAUUAAUUUUGUUUACCACGGUUCCAGAUGUUUCUUCUUGAAACAAAUAGGCUUUUAAAAAUAGAAGAGCCCCAUCUUAUUUCUGAGGCUUCAUAUCUGCUGGCCACUGACAAGGGCCAGGCUGGCUUGCUCAGCAAGAGGCGGCAUGCCCACCUUUACCAAAGCUGGCCAGGGGCUCCCCAGACCAACACUCAGUGUUUUGGAGCCCUGCUCAAAGGAGCACAGUGAGGAGAGCUGCUCUGCAAGAGCAGGGUGACGACCACAGGUGCACUCUGCUUGGUAAGCUCAUUUAUAGCAAUUCCAGCUAAACCAAAAUAAUUACAUCCCCAAAACAAGGCAUGCUAUAUAUACUUGCACACAAGUGACUGGUUCCUUUGAAGCUGGCUGUGAAGAGAGACAAAUUGUCUGUCCUACAGCUGGUCCAGGAGCCAAAAUCUCUUAGGCAAGGUCAUAACGAAAACCACGUUUCUAUGACCGUUAAUUCUGGGCUCUGCAUGCCCAUUGCCAACUGUCUAAAUCUGACCAUAACCUCACUUCUUUCCAGCUAGCCAGAGCUUCACAAUAGACAAAGUGCUGGCUUUGCAACAGUAUCAAGACCACGGGUGACGCUCUCAGAAAGCCUGGCAAUACAGAAGCAGCCCAUCAGAGCCUAUAAAUAUAGCAGUCUCCAGCAGCAGCGGCUUUACAUCAGGUCAGCAGUAGCCCAUGGCCACUGUGGACUUUCAGCACAGCCCAGAGCCCAAAAGCCACCAGACCAUGGCACAGAACAGCAGCAGGAUUCAGACGCUAUCAAAUACACACCCCAUACUUUCUAAAAUGCCUGCGUACGUAUACACAUAUAUUAUAGAUACAUGGGUCUCUGAAAAAGCAAAUAAGGAUUUCCAGGCUACCAUAUCCAAUAAGCUCAUACUGCUCUAUCCCUGUUGUGGCAGCUUCAGUCUGUACAGGUGUAACUCUAAAGCAGCUCUAGCAAACCCCAUCUCUGUGGUUUAGGCCAGAGAAGUUUUACAAAGCCCUUCUAGUGUAAAAAGCACACUUUUUCUGCUCCUCCACAUCCACCAGCGGGAAAAAAACCUGAAAAGCCACUUGUGCUUUCAGACAUUUUCUUUGGAGAGCAAAAGGCAAGGCGGACAGCGGUGCUCAUGGUAUAAUUUGGGCAGCUGAAACAUGCUCAGGUAUCUGUGGCUGUUCUUUGUUAGACCAGCCAAACUCAGGAGUGAGGUUGCAGCCCCUGUCCCUGUGCAAAAUGGUGCAGCAAUGUGAGCAGAAAAGAGCCUGGAGAUGCCCAAGCUAAUGGCACGAAGUGCUCAGCUGAGCAGGGCUGCCGAGACCACGGCUGUACUCUUGAAACACGCAAAUAAUAACAAUACAAAAAAACACAACAGGAGCAUUUUAGAUGAAAACAGGCCCAUCAGAAACAACUUUGGGGUAUUCAGGGAUCUCAGGGGUCCAAAAAUGCUAAAGCUGAGGCUAAGCAGUUAACAGUUUGGGAGCAGUACAAGGUCUUCAUGUUGUUUCAGCAUUAUGUGAGCCUCGAUGGAGAUCAGACCUGCUUGUGCUGGGCUGCCGGCACAGACCACGCUAGGGAGCACACACAAACCAAAUGGACAAGCCAAGGAGAGCAGGAGAAACAAAUCAGGGGAGAAAAAAUAAUCUUCCCAUGGGCAAAGCAGUGGCAAAGCUGAGGUUUUAGUCUGUUUUCAGCCUAUGGUAGUGCCCUUAUUACCAAACCCUGCUGCCGUUUCCACCCAACUGCUCUUCCCUAAGCAAGGGAUGAUUUACAGUGCUCAUAUCGAUGAGCUAAUGCUUCCUCACAGCAAUUAGAGUCAGGAGGAACCAAGUGCAACAUAAUCACUGAAAAAAGAGUCCGGGAGCUCCCAAACUGCUCCAGAAAGUUCUGUGUCCCUGUGCCUCCUUUUACUCAGGGAGAAGGAGAGGCCCUCCUGAAGUUACACAGCAGGCAGAGCCAGAAAUACAGGAUUAUUGGAAGUAUUCUCACACAUUUUCUCUAGGAGUUUUAUUUUGACCUGUUCUGGCAUUCCUGUGCACUACUGAAACAUCGCAAUUUCCUUCACUGUUAAAAAAAUCAAAGAAAAGGCUGAGGUGGAACAGUGGGAGAAGGUCUACAAGGGGGUUCCAGAUGCUCAGAUCACACAUUGCUAAGCUAGAAUAUUUGAUCCCUACCACCCACAUGGCCAGACCUCUCCUGCAAAUUCUUGUGCAUAAUUACAUCAGGCAAGCAUAAAAUUAAAUGCAACUCCUAACCCUGGAAAAACAACCUAUGCCCAGCUUUUACCAAUAAACUUUGUUUCGGGUAAGGAACCCUUCAUUGCACAAGCGCAGCUGAGCAAGGUGGAUCCCUAGCUUUGUGCAGGUCACUCCACGUGCUCUACCAAUCCAGUUUUGAUGCAGCUACAAUCUUUACUUGCAAACCACUCACUGCUGGAGGAGGUCUGGUCCUGAGCAUCCAGGACAGCAAGAUAUUUGCGUGCUCAUGAAGCGGGCAGGCAGACGAAGAUACUGUGCAAAAAAGCUCUGGCUCCCCAACACUGCAACAGUGUUUACCGCAGAGGUUCACAUCCCAGUUGUUGGCAGAGCAGAGCCCCCCAGAGAAAAGCUGGCUGUCCAGAUGUAAUUCCAGAGGGAGACCCCAGGCCAUCUCUCUCGUCACCCUCCCUGAUUUGUAUCUACUUGGUUGUCCCGUUCAGAAACGACAACGAGGAGCCCGCAUCGCCGUUGUUUGAAAUUGUAGAUGAGCUGUGCCCUCUAGUGGGGUCUGGCUCACCAGGAGCCGGAGAAGGGCUCGUCCAGGAGGCAGAUGCCCCAGCCCAUGCAAGGGGCACACUCCCCUGGGGUCCAGAGGACUCAGGGGCAUCUAUACCAGCCAGGCCAUAGCACUUUGUGCAGGCAACUCCUUUACACCACUUCCUUUUAUAAAAGACCUUAACAAAGGCAUCCAAGACGUAACAUCUGCUUGGGCAGAUAAGACUGGUAUGAAAAUAACAGAGCAUGAGGCUGGUGCUUACUGCAGCAGCACAAAUUAGAAAUGAAGUUUCCCUUAGCAGCUACAAGGCAACCCUUUCAUAAGGCUUCAAAGCCUUCCAGCCGAGACUGAGAGCUUAAUUUUCUGUUAAGAAUUAGAGGCUUAGUUUAGGUGCGUGAUGUUACCGCGGUUUGUAGGUCUAAACCAGCAGGUAAAUGGGAACAGACUGCCUUUGAGCAUCACUCCUCACUGUGGGCAAGGAAUCUGUGGCUGCAGCAAUCCUAGCCUAAGGUAUCCAUGCCUCCAGCUCUUCCCAAACCCUGAAACACCUUUCUAUCUCUCUACUGUGCCUGUGGGACUGUUCACAGGGUCAUGGUGAGACUCCUGCUGAAGAACUGAUCUAUCCGAAGCACUGGAGAAAAAAAUAAGGUUUUAAGUCAGCUCAUUUUACAGCACAACCAUGUGAAAAAAGUUAUGGGAGAGGAUGGGAGCACAUAAACUGUUUCUGUGCUGAAAAAGCAAUACCAGCCUCAGAUGGUUUGGGCUUUCAUAGGGUUGGUAGGAAUAGUCUUCAAAAGAUCCCCAAAUCCCGUUCUAGCUUCUGCAGAGCUGAUGGGAAUAGACCUGGGAAGGUAAACACUUUCCUUCUGGGAAAAAAAGCUGUGUGCAGGGUAAGAUCUGCUCUCAGGCUGGAGGUGUACGUGGGUAUACUCAAGCCAGGUUUGCUGUGACAGUGCAAAUCCAUGCAUGGACACACUCCCGAGCAAAGGGAAACACUCAUUUGGCUUGCAGACCAAAACCUUUCAUAGUGAUACCACUUGGUGCGGGAACCACUGCUGCAUGAAGCCUGUGCAACUCUCAGGCAUCUGUACAUGACAUUUCAUCAUAGAAAUGGGAAGUAAUUGAGCUGGAGCAGCCAGGCCUUGGAAGUCACGAGACAUGCUCUUCUUUUCAAAACUAGGAUGUGCUCUUUUAAGCUUGCUUGUAGGGCUCCUGCUUUUCACCCUGCUCCCUGUAGCUAUUAGGACUAGAUUUUGUAAAGUCUGUUUCACUUCCAGAAAACUUUAGGAGCUGUUACUUGAAGGAAAGACAUUGCCUAUGACAAGAUGAGUGACAGAAAUACAAAAACUAUCUUAAUUUAGAUUUUUAAUUAUCAGAUCUUCCUCUCCUUACUCCAGACCUGUUAUCCCAAUGCAUUAACUUGCUGUGAUUUCAUUCUCAAGCUAUUAGAGCUUUAACAAGAGCAGCCUUCUCCAAAGCACCAAGCCCCAGCUGCCUGUGGUAACAAGCCGUUCCUUUAAUUAAAGGCAGUAAAAGCCUAAAAGCUCAGGUUUUGCUCUCUUUGCACUUCCCCAGCUCAUCUGCUGAAGUGCUUCGCAAAAGAAGCGGGUAGGCUGUCACCUACCAGCUGGUAAACCAGCCAGCUCCUGAAAACAAAUUGCCCCGGCAAUCCUGUGUCCAAGUUAUCCGAGCCUGUACCCUGGCACCAGACCAAAGCCAGGUCUAACGUGCGUCAGCAGAAACUGCCGUACUAUAAAAACCCAGAGAAGGCCAGAUCCCUGGCACGCCGUGGCUCCGGCCAGCCCAAUACCAGCCCUCCCCUGUCUCAAACCCCAGUGGUAGGCUGUGGGCUGCUUUUACUCCCCAUGAGAUCCUGAGGCACGGGGAAAAACCCACCCACUCAUUCAUCCAUCUAUCCACCCACCCACCUUCAAACCCCAGUAUGCGAAUCGGGGGCGGGGGGGGCGGGAAGGAGGGAGUAUAGGGGGCAUGGCCAGCAACCCCGCUCAGUGUGACAGCAGCCCUGUGGUCCCAGCUUGCCUGGCUUGCCAGCAGGUCUAAGGUUCACUGAUCUCCGGUCGGUCGUCUCUUCCCUUUGACACCACUCCCCAGGAGCCGCUGGCUGGUUUCACUUUUAUCCACCCCUGGCACAGAGAGGGUUGGGCAGCUGGAGGGGGCCAUCGCCCCACCACCCCUGACACCACGGACUGGAGCACUGGGAGGAGAGCAAGGCUUCAGAAGGGCAUGGCACAGGAAGCAAUGCCAGGCACGUUCCUGGAGGGGAUUCACCCCACCUACAUCUACAAGGUGGUUCUUCUGGGGAGCACAUCAGUGGGAAAGUCAAGCCUAGCCUACCGAUACGUGAAAAAUGACUUCAAAGAGUCACUGCCAACCGUGGGAUGCUCCUUCUUCACACAGACACUCAAUCUGGAGGUAGCCACUGUCAAGUUUGAGAUCUGGGACACAGCAGGCCAGGAGAAGUACCACAGUGUCUGCCACCUCUACUACCGGGGUGCCCAUGCUGCUCUCCUUGUUUACGACAUCGCUAACAAGGAAACACUCAACAGAGCAAAGCUGUGGCUGAGGGACCUGGAGAAGGAAUUCCUUCCUGAUGAAAUAGUCAUUGCUUUGGUGGGCAACAAGAUGGACCUUGCUGCUGAGCGAGAAGUUGCCACCGAGGAGGGAGAAGAGUUUGCAAGGACCAAAGGCCUCCUGUUCAUGGAGACAUCUGCAAAAUCCAACCACCAAGUAAAUGAUAUCUUUAUGGCCAUAGCCCAAGAGCUCCUGCAGCGGGAACGACAGAAGGCAUCAGCCCCAUCCCUACACGGGAGGUCAACAGUUGACCUGGGGGAGAGCAGGGCAAGGACAGGGUGCUGCUGACUCUGAAGAUGGGCAGUUCUGACCUCAGCAGUGGCUGGAUGAGGUCUCCAACAGAAGCAAUGACAAAACAGGGGGGACACAGAAGCAGCUCAGACCAACCACCCCCCCCCCCCUCAGAGCAACAUCAGAGCCCAUCCUGGGGGCACAGGGGCCUCUUCAACCCUCUAGCACUGGCUUCAUCCAAGAGGUAAAGCACAGGGUUUCUUCCAUCAACUUUCUGCUUCCAGAGAGGAGCAUGAUCUACCAGCACCACUGCCACCAGCCCUGACUGGCAACAUCCCCCCACCCCAGCUGCAUGUCAUCUCCUCCAUCUCCCUUCCUGUCUAAAAAGGGAGGGGUUUCUUUCCAGAGCAAAGCAGGUGCAUCCCAGUGGCUUUAAACCCAGGCUGCAAAUAAAGAGACUAUUGCCCUGAA
Messenger RNA from Falco peregrinus (peregrine falcon), 6264 nucleotides. RefSeq names its product RAB17, member RAS oncogene family (gene RAB17). Gene Ontology annotation, molecular function: GTPase activity; GTP binding. NCBI's taxonomy places the organism in Eukaryota, Metazoa, Chordata, Aves, Falconiformes, Falconidae. The transcript is spliced from 6 exons. The record is from RefSeq and is a predicted model, not a curated record. The coding region runs from base 5215 to 5850 and encodes 211 amino acids.